CUCUGCACUCUCACAAACCUAUUUAUUUAAUCUAUUUAUUUAAAUUUUGUCUUAUGAAAAUGUUCCCCUGUGUGAAAGUGUCUGUUCUUCUGGCCGUCAUGGCUCUGUCUCACUCUUCGUCUGCCACAGUGGAGAAGUUGUCCUCCUGCUGUAAACUUGUGAGCACUGAUCCAGUCAAGGAGAAAAUCACUGGAAUUUUACCUCAAAGAAAGAAUGGAGAAUGUGUAGACGCCUAUAUAGUUCAGACAGAGAAGAAUCUGUACUGUGUGUUUCCUGGAGCGUCCUGGGUCAGACCUCAUGUGCAGGCGUUUAGACAAAAACAGGCUAAAGCCAAAGCUCAGGCUCCCACCAAGAAGUCUCUGCUCUCCAUCCUCUCCACCAGAGCUCCUCCCCCUUCAGCUACCUCUGACACAGUGACCUCCUCCACGGUUUGGUCCUCUGACCCAACCUCCAUCUUCUCCUCUAGCACUCCUCCACCCACCUCCACCUCUGACCUCACCUCUGACCCAGCCAGCUCCACCACAGAUAUGUCCUCCUCUGGAUCCUAUAGCUUGACCUCUGACCUGUCCUCUGUUACUGAUGAUGACGUGUCUUCUGGAGAACUCGAUUUCUAUGUCUAGUUUUACAUUAUAUAACAGUCCAGGAAGCACAAUGUAACUUUGAUCUGUCUCUUGAUACUUCGCAGUGACUAGUGUUUGACAUGCAUCUUUAUUGGCAGAAUAUUCAGUAGUUUCCAUGGUGACACAAUGCACACAUUAGCAAACGCAGACAAAAAAGUGUAAAAAAACUCAAGAAAAAAUACAACAUGGACUUAAACAGCACAUGGUCCUGUUUAGGAGUUUGAUUUUCAACAAAAAGGUGAGAGCGACUAACGGAAAAACUGUUGGCUAAUGCUAGCUAGCUUGUGACUGUAAUGUUACUUGAGAGAGACUUAACAGGUUUAUUUGUCUUACAUUUUAGUUUGUCUUUUGUUUAGCCAAAGAUCUCUCUGUGAAGCACUUAUUUUUAAGCAGAAGUAUUUAUUUGAUUAAAUGAAGCAAAACAGUUUUAUUUAUUUCUUGGAU
Messenger RNA from Periophthalmus magnuspinnatus, 1064 nucleotides. RefSeq names its product chemokine (C-C motif) ligand 34b, duplicate 4 (gene ccl34b.4). The record is from RefSeq and is a predicted model, not a curated record. Gene Ontology annotation, cellular component: extracellular region. The transcript is spliced from 4 exons. Gene Ontology annotation, biological process: immune response. NCBI's taxonomy places the organism in Eukaryota, Metazoa, Chordata, Actinopteri, Gobiiformes, Gobiidae. Gene Ontology annotation, molecular function: chemokine activity. The coding region runs from base 54 to 620 and encodes 188 amino acids.